Messenger RNA from Mercenaria mercenaria, 1194 nucleotides. RefSeq names its product cerebellin-3-like. NCBI's taxonomy places the organism in Eukaryota, Metazoa, Mollusca, Bivalvia, Venerida, Veneridae. The record is from RefSeq and is a predicted model, not a curated record. The coding region runs from base 447 to 1145 and encodes 232 amino acids. Gene Ontology annotation, molecular function: protein binding. The transcript is spliced from 3 exons.
UACUCUACUUCAACGAAUUUGAUUUUUGAGUACUUAAAACAAUGCCAUCCGUCACCUUGAUUACUAUAAUGAUUUGUAAAGCUUAUACUGCAGUCAUCCUAAAUGUUCAUUUAGUCCCAGUAAAGCUAUUGUAUUAACGCUAUUCUGUAGAACCGGGGAAACCAGACACUCACAAAUUUGCAGGUAAACACAAUAUUUUAUUUGUUGGCAUAUACCUCAUUUGGUAUAUCGCAAGUCGCCGUAGAGCGAUCGAUCCUGAAAUUCGUCACAUCGAAAGUUUCAAGUGUAAUGUAGGUCUACAUGACCGCCAGUAUGUACGUGGUGUCUUUUGACAUUUUCUAAUUUUAGACGUUUUGAGAUAAGAUAAAGCACAAGUUGAUAUAACAUAUAUAAAACUGAAAAGGAAUUAAGAGGACAUCUUUGUGAAUAAGUAUUGUGAUCUCGAGAUGAAUUAUAAAGUAAUCACCAUUCUCACAUACUUAAGUUUGUGUUAUUGUCAUAUUGGGGACACAUCUAAAUACACGUCAAAGGAUAUUGGACAACUCGUUGAAAAUUGGGAAUCAAAAUUUGCUGAUGUUUAUAAACAGUUGGAAAUUGUUAAUUUGGGAUGGCAGAAGGAAAUUGCAAUAAACAAGGAAUUUCGGGAGAAGCUGGCGAUUCAAGAACAUGCUAUUGAAAAACUACGUGGUCAAAGGGAUGUACAGUCUAUAAUAAGAAAAGGUCGUCAAGGAAGUGAGGUCGUGGCCUUCACAGCAUACUUGGACCACGAAAUGACAAACCUAGGUCCAGACCACACAAUACAAUUCGGGGCAGUUGAGCUUAACGAAGGCGGAGCAUACAAUAACAACACCGGUGUUUUCACGGCUCCAAUGGACGGUGUUUACCUGUUUUCGUUCGCCGUGGAAGAUUACCACCCCCACAGACUGUGGACCAAACUUGUUGUUGAUGGUCAACUGAAGGCUAGUGUAAUAGAAUGGCCCGGACCAAACCACAAUAAUGCCCAAGGAAGUAACACAGUGGUGCUAAGGCUAACAUCUGGACAGUCUGUCUUGGUUGCUGUUGAUUCCCGGGAGUCAGGAGAUAGUCUCCAAGGAUGGUCCAAUCUACGGUCAACGAUGUUCACGGGUGUUUACCUAGGUCCUUGAAGUUUCGUGAAACAGAGAAUAACAAAUUAAAUAGCAUUCAUUGAGUUAA